Messenger RNA from Thunnus maccoyii (southern bluefin tuna), 5013 nucleotides. Its product is annotated as NACHT, LRR and PYD domains-containing protein 12-like. The coding region runs from base 1274 to 4729 and encodes 1151 amino acids. The transcript has 11 exons. Gene Ontology annotation, molecular function: protein binding. Gene Ontology annotation, biological process: regulation of apoptotic process. Lineage: Eukaryota; Metazoa; Chordata; Actinopteri; Scombriformes; Scombridae. The record is from RefSeq and is a predicted model, not a curated record.
CAGAGAGAGAGCAGUUGUGUUGCUGUGGUUUUGUGACAUAACAGUCAUCUGCCACCUUUCAUGAAAAGUAAUAGUCUUAAAUUCAUAAGUGUUAUAGGUUUGAGGAGUGUGUGUGAAUAAAUCCAUCCAGUUAGCUGGAUAACAUCAUAACAGCUUUGUGGCACAGGCCCUCAUGUAUACCCAACUUUGGCUAACUGAACAGCGAGACUGCUGUCAGUCUGUAUAGAGACUUUGGAACAAAAAUGAGAAGACGAUAAGCAACAAGCAAACAAAAUACAAACAUUUAGUUAAAUGCCAAGCUUUGGUUUUCGGUAAGUUUGUAGUUUCCUGAACAUUUUGUGGUGACAGUGUGACCCACCAUAACUCAUGGUCAUCAAUGACUAGCUAAUGUUAGUGGUGCGCUAGUGUUUAUGUGUGUGGAUGCUAUGUAGGAACUCUCUCUGGCUGCAAGGUAGUAGUAACAACAUGGUGGAAUGUCACUGAUUUCAGCAUAUUCUCAAAAAGCAAGUGGAAUGACACAGCAGAAUGGAUAGACCCGUGCACUGAUUUUCGUCAUGGUAAAAACAUGGUAAAAGUGGGGGGGUCUAAACUAAUAAUUUUAAAAGUUUGGUGGGACUUGUCCCACCCUCAUAUAAUAACUGCGACACCCAUAAUUAGUUAGACUAGAACCUGAUUUAUUAUAACGAGAGACAGACAGGAAGGAUGAAACCGGAUGAAAAAGUGUGAUAUAACAGGAGGAUAGUCACUUUGUUUCACUUCUUUCACUCAGGUUUUAAUUGGGAAACUGCUGGCUUACAGAUCACUUAUAAGAUCACUUCCUUGACAUUUUUGCGUUCAGCAGAUUGAUUUAGCAGUAGUUUAAUUUUUAAUUAAUGACGAAAUCACAAAUGUAGCCUACUAUUAAAAUCCUGUGGUUUGUCCUUUUUGCUUUCACAGAACAAAAAAACACACAGAGUGCACUUUGAGACUAGACACUCAUUUUCAGGCACUCAUGGUUGACAGCGUUCACACCAGUGUUAACAAACCAAUCAAAACAUGUAAAGACACCAGAGUUCACUGAACCACAACAAACAGGUGACUUGUGAAAGCAGAAGACUAACUGGACCUUGUGGUGAGAUUUCUUAGUCAACUAUUGUUUAAAAAUGAACUUUUAUUCUUAACAUUUAAGCUGGAAAAAUGUCAACUUUAACACAUACAUUUCUGUGGUAACUGAGGAAACUCCAUCCAAUAGAAAGCCCCGGAACAGCUUCUGAGUAGACUUGUGAGCGCCAAGAUGACGGAGAUGGACCUCCUCAACAUUCUGGAUGAUUUAAUAGAUGAUGAAUUUAAGAAAUUCAAGUGGUGCCUGAAGUAUGAAAAGGUGGGCGACAUCCCACCCAUCAAAGAGAGCCAGCUGUCGAGGGCAGAGAGGCGGGACAUGGUGGAUCUAAUGGUGCAGAAUUUUAAAUUUUCUGGAGCUGUGGAAGUGAUCAAGAGCAUUUUAAAGAAGAUCAGCAGGAAUGAUCUGGUGAGGAGGUUGCCAAACAUCGGCUCAGGAGCAGAAGCAGAUAGUGAUCUGCAGGAGGUGUCAUAUAAAUAUAAGAUCAGUCUGAGGAGGAGAUGUCAAUAUGUGACUGAAGGAACUGAUGAUGCAGGAAGUGGAACCCUCCUCAACAUGAUCUUCUCUGAGCUCUACAUCACAGAGGGUCAGAGUGAAGAUGUUAAUAUCCAACAUGAGGUGUGGCAGGUUGAAACAGCUUCCAAGAUGGAGACCCUCCAUGACACUCCAAUCAAGUGCCAUGAUAUCUUUAAAGUCUCACCUGACCAACAGAAACACAUCAGAGUCGUUCUGACGAACGGCAUAGCUGGCAUUGGAAAAACCUUCUCAGUGCAGAAGUUCACUCUGGACUGGGCAGAGGGCUUGGAAAACCAAGAUUUCAGCCUGGUGAUUCUGCUUUCGUUCAGGGAGAUGAACUUGAUCAAAGAUGAGCAGUACAGUCUCCUCAUGCUGAUCCAUGAUUUCCAUCCAACAUUACAGAAGGUCACAGCAGAGAAGCUCACUGACUAUAAAGUUUUGUUCAUCUUUGACAGCCUGGAUGAAAGCCGACUUUCACUGGAUUUCAACAACGCGGAGGUCGUGUCUGAUGUCAAACAGAAGUCGUCGGUCAACAUGCUGUUGACAAACCUCAUCAUGGGGAAUCUGCUUCCCUUGGCUCACGUCUGGAUAACGUCCCGACCUGCAGCAGCCAAUCUGAUCCCUCCUACCUGUGUUGACAGGGUAACAGAAGUACGAGGCUUCACUGACAUCCAGAAGGAGGAGUACUUCAGGAGGAGAUUCAGUGAUGAAGAGCUUUCCAGCAGAAUCAUCUCACACAUCAAGACAUUCAGGAGCCUCCACAUCAUGUGUGACAUCCCACUUUUCUGCUGGAUCACUGCUACAGUUCUGGAGCACAUGUUGACUACAGACCAGAGAGGAGAGCUGCCCGAGAUCCUGACUAACAUGUACUUGCACUUCCUGUUGGUUCAGACAAAGAGAAAGAAGCACAAAUAUGAUGAGGAACAUGAGCCGAGUCCACAGGAGCUGACGGAGGCUGACAUGGAAGUUCUUCUGAAGCUGGGGAGGCUGGCGUUUGAACAACUGGAGAAAGGAAACAGCAUGUUCUACCAAAAAGACCUGGAACAGUGUGGUCUUGAUGUCACAGAGGCCUUGAUGUUAUCAGGAGUUUGUAUAGAGAUCUUCAAAAGAGAGAAUGUGAUCUUCAAGAAAAGAGUCUACUGCUUUGUUCAUAUGAGUAUUCAGGAGUUUCUGGCUGCAGUCUACAUGUACCACUGUUACACAAGCAGGAACACAGAGGUACUGAAGGACUUCCUGGAAGAAGACUACUGUGACUCAUCUCUGGAUGACUUCCUGAAGGGGGCCGUGAAGAAAUCUCUCAAAAGUAAAAAUGGCCACUUGGACCUGUUUGUUCGCUUCCUUCAUGGCCUCUCCCUGCAGUCCAACCAGAGUCUCUUAGGAGACCUGCUGGGUCAGACAGAGACCAGUCCAGAGACCAUCCAGAGAGUCAUCUACAACCUGAAAACAAUGAGCAUGUACGAUAUCUCUCCUGACAGACGCAUCAACAUUUUCCACUGUCUGAUGGAGAUGAAUGACCGCUCAGUACAUCAGGAGAUCCAAGAGUUCCUGAAGACAGAGAGCAGAUUAGAGAAGAAACUCUCUGAUAUUCACUGCUCAGCUCUGGCCUACAUGCUGCAGAUGUCAGAGGAGGUUCUGGAUGAGUUGGACCUGGAGAAGUACAACACAUCAGAGGAGGGAAGACAGAGACUGAUCUCAGCUGUGAGGAACUCCAGAAAGGCUCGCUUGGAAGGCUGCAGUUUGUCAGAGAUCAGCAGUGCUUCUCUGGCCUCAGUUCUGAAGUCCAACCCCACCCACCUGAGAGAGUUGGAUCUGAGUGACAAUGAGCUGCAGGAAUUAGACGUCAAGCUACUGUGUGAUUUUCUGGAGAGUCCACACUGUAGACUGGAGACUCUGAGAUUAAGUGACUGCAGUUUGUCAGAGAGCAGCUGUGCUUCUCUGGCCUCAGCUCUGAAGUCCAACCCCUCCCUUCUGAAAGAGCUGAAUCUGAGCUACAACGAGCUUCUGGAUUCAGGAUUGAAGCUGCUGUGUGAUUUUCUGCAGAGUCCACAUUGUAGACUGGAGACUCUGGGAUUGUGGGGCUGCAGUUUGUCAAAAUUCAGUUGUGCUUUUCUGGUCUCAGCUCUGAAGUCCAACCCCCCCCAUCUGAGAGAGCUGGAGCUGAGCUACAACAAGCUUCAGGAUUCAGGAGUGAUGCUGCUUUGUGAUUUUCUGGAGAGUCCACACUGUAGACUGAAGACUCUGAGAUUGUGGGGCUGCAGUUUGUCAAAGAGCAGUUGUGCCUCUCUGGCCUCAGCUCUGAAGUCCAACCCCUCCCAUCUGAGAGAGCUGGGUCUGAGUGACAACAAGCUUCAGGAUUCAGGAGUGAAGAAGCUGUUUGAUUUUCUGGAGAGUCCACACUGUGAACUGGAGACUCUGAGAUUGUGGGGCUGCAGUUUGUCAAAGUUCAGCUGUGCUUUUCUGGCCUUAGCGCUGAAGUCCAACCCCUCCCAUCUGAGAGAGCUGGAUCUCUGUAAAAACAAGCUGCAGGAUUCAGGGGUGAAGCUGCUGCGUGAUUUUCUGGAGAGUCCACACUGUAGACUGGGGACUCUGAGGUUCUCCAAUUCUAAUGGUUCACUCGUCACAUUGGCUGGAAACCAAAAGAUGAGUGGUUAUAUGGAGGAACAGGACAAAUCAGAGUCUCCAGGUUCCACCUGUGUGUCCAAACAUCAUCCUCUAGACUUCAGUGAUGAAGCUAGAUCCUCAGACUUAAAGGUGGAGGACAGACAAAACAGUGCUACACCUGACAGACAUAAAGGAAGUCCAGGAAGGGAAAAUCUGCAGAAGAAUCUCUCAAAAACUGACAGCAUCCCACCAGAGAAGUUACUAUUGAAGGUUCGGACAAAUUUUAUUAAUAGAGUGUCUGUAGCUAAUAUACACAAGCUGCUGGAUAAAUUCCUGGAGCUUGAGAUCAUAAAUGAUGAAGAAAUGGAGUUUGCCGGAACACCAACCAGAGCAGAGAAAGCACGACAGGUGAUCGACAUGGUGCGAAGAAAAGGAGAAGAAGCCUGUUUAGCUCUGAUCAAUGCUCUCCGGGGGAUUGAUCCAUUUCUUUCAACAGCGUUGAACUUGAUAUAGCAGAAAGUCUCACAUCAUCAUCUGUCCAUGUUUUCACCCAGUAAUUAAUUCCAGUGGCCUCUACUCUGCUCAAACAAUACUUUUUAUUCUGACUCCAGAAUUUAAAAAAAAAAAAGUUUCAUUUAGAGGUCAACCCUUUGCUCUGUUCUGUAAAUUAAACACAAAAGAUUGAAAACUUAUCCUGUUUGACUCAUUGAAUACUGAAACAUGCAGUUGUGAGAUUACUGAAUAUGUGUAAUGUUGGAACUUUCAGGGUUAAUAAAUGACAUUUAUGUCCCAAAUCA